Messenger RNA from Xenia sp. Carnegie-2017, 3666 nucleotides. RefSeq names its product aminopeptidase N-like. Gene Ontology annotation, biological process: peptide catabolic process; proteolysis. Gene Ontology annotation, molecular function: zinc ion binding; peptide binding; metalloaminopeptidase activity. Gene Ontology annotation, cellular component: cytoplasm. Lineage: Eukaryota; Metazoa; Cnidaria; Anthozoa; Malacalcyonacea; Xeniidae. The transcript has 18 exons. Bases 187 to 3039 code for a protein of 950 amino acids. The record is from RefSeq and is a predicted model, not a curated record.
GACAUUUGUCUAUUUUGUAAAAGUAUGACUUUUACGGAAAAUUUGCAUAUUUUGCGUUUACACACAUACACACACCUGACGUCAUAUCCUGCUGGAUGAUGACUUGACUGGAGUGUUAAAACAACAAGACGUCGACGAAAGAGAUCAAGUGAAUAAAUGUGUUAAAAUUUAACCUUAUUCCUGAAAAUGGAGACGAGCGACGAUGAACAGGGAAACAAACCGUUACUCUUUCAGACUGAUGAACCACGCAGGAGAAAGUUUGAUUGUCUCUCCUUUCUAAAAAGAAAGAUUUGGAUACUUGUGUUUGCUUUUGCAGGCGUACUUGCCUUGGCUGUGAUAGUUGGUCUAGUGGCGACCAAGUCAAAUUCUUCAAAAUAUGGAUGUUAUGACUACACGGACAGUGACAAGUGUUUUUUCACUGGACAGAUCCGUUUGCCAAAGGAUAUCAAACCGAUGACUUACAAAGUUAGAUUACAUCCAGAUCUAAAGACGUUCAAGUUCAAUGGCAGUGUUGUGAUUAAAAUUUUAGCUCUGGCCCACACGAACAGAAUCGUGUUUCAUCAAAAAGGUUUAAAUUUUAGCAAAGAUGAAAUAAUUAUAAAAGGAGUUGAAGACGACGAAAAAAUUGCAGUUCGUGAUAUGCGUUUGGAUUUGAAAAAUGAACAAGUUUUGAUCAAAACGGCUCGUUUCUUACGGAAAAAUCAUGCGUAUACAAUAAGAAUAUCAAUUUUUAAUGGCAAUCUUAAUGAAAAUUUGGAAGGAUUUUACAAAAGUUCUUACAAAACUUCAUCAGGAGAAAUAAGAUAUUUGGCCACAACACACUUUGAAGCAACAGCAGCACGUCAGGCCUUUCCAUGUUUUGAUGAACCAGCCAUGAAAGCUAAUUUCACAAUUAUUUUGGUUUAUGUAAAAGGUUUUGUGCCAUUAUCUAAUAUGCCUGCAGAAAAAACGAGGAAUCUUGGCAACAAUCUUCUUGAAACACAGUUUAUGGAAAGCGUAAAAAUGAGCACCUAUCUUGUUGCUUUUGUUGUGUGUGACUUUAAAUUUGUGGAAGGUGUUACCAAAAGAGGCGUAAAGAUCCGUAUCUGGGCACCAUCAGAACUAAUCAAUAGCACAGGUUUGGCAUUAAGAAGUGCCAAAGUUGUUUUAAACUAUUACGAGGAAUUUUUUAAUGUUAAAUAUCCAUUACCAAAACAAGAUCUUAUUGCAAUUCCCGAUUUUUCUGCCGGAGCGAUGGAGAACUGGGGCUUAAUUACAUAUCGUCUCACCUCAUUACUGAGUAACCCUUCACAAUCAUCAACUAGUAAUAAGCAAUGGGUUGAAACAGUAGUAGCUCAUGAACUUGCUCAUCAGUGGUUUGGUAAUCUUGUGACAAUGAAAUGGUGGGACGAUCUGUGGUUGAAUGAAGGCUUUGCUUCAUAUGUUGAAAAUAUAGGAGUUAAUGUAGCUGAUCCUGACUUAAAGAUGAUGGAUCAAUUUGUUGUGUCAAAUAUUCAAAGGUCUAUGCAUCUUGAUCAACUGGCAAAUUCUCAUCCUAUAUCAGUUGUUGUGCAAAAUCCCAGUGAGAUUUCUAGUCUCUUUGAUGAUAUUUCUUAUCAUAAGGGAUCCUCUUUGAUCAAUAUGUUAAGCAAUGUUAUGAAGGAAAAGAAUUUCUUGGCUGGCAUCACGUCUUAUCUCAAAAAAUUUCAAUACAGCAAUGCGGCAACAGACGAUCUUUGGCACUCACUUAGUGAGAAUGCGACAAUUGAUGUUAAGAGCAUGAUGGACACAUGGACACUUCAGAUGGGAUUUCCCCUGGUUACAAUUACAAAACAAGAUGAUGGAAAAUAUAUUGCAACUCAAGAACAUUUCCUUAUAGAUCCCGGAGCAAAACCAUCCUUGAAAUCUCCUUACAAUUAUAAAUGGCAAAUUCCCUUAACUUAUUACAUUGACAAUGGUUUCUCUACAUCAAAUCCAGUUUGGAUGAAAGAAAACCAAAUUUCACUGAAUAUCGACAUGAGGAAAAAUGGAUGGUUAAAAUUCAACAUAAAUCAAACUGGUUAUUAUCGUGUCAAUUAUCCACUUGACAACUGGAAAAAUUUAGCGAAAACAUUGAUACACAAUCACCAGAAAAUUUCAUCGUCCGACAGAGCCGGCUUACUUGAUGAUGUUUUUGCUUUAGCAAGAGCUGGCAAAGUAAAUUACACAACGGCAUUAGAUAUGAGUUUAUACCUUCAUCGAGAGAAAGAUUAUGUUCCUUGGAGAGCGGCGAUGCUUUCCUUGUCUUAUAUUGGAGCUAGGUUAUCUAUGACUUCAUAUUAUGGAUUGUAUCAGAAUUAUAUUUUAUCUAAAGUAAAUCCCGUUCUUGAUGAACUAAAUUACAAUGAUACUGGCUCUGCCUUACAGAGGUAUUUACGGGACACGUUAUUUAGUACUGCAGCGUACUAUGAUCAUAAACCAGCUGUAAAGAAAGCUAUGGAAAUGUUUGAAAGUUUCAUGUCGAAAAAUGAAAGCGUACCUCCUAAUUUCCGAAUCAUUGUUUAUGAAGCUGGUGUGAGGCUUGGCACUAGGAAAGAAUGGGAAUUUAUGUGGAGAAAAUACAAAAAUGAGAUAGAAGCAGAAGAGAAACGCAAACUGCUGUCAUCUCUAUCCUCAACACGAGAAGCUUGGCUUUUACAAAGAUGUCUUGAGUACGCUUUGAAUACAAGUUUAAUCAAAUCUCAAGACGGUGAUUCUGUCAUCAUUUCUGUUGCUUCAAAUCCAAAUGGUAGAUUAUUGGCAUGGGAUUUCCUCCGAAGUCACUGGUCAACGUUAAGAAAACGUUACGGAUCUGAAGCGUUCUCCUUUGGUCGUCUUCUCAAAGCUGUUACUUCACAUUUUCAAACUGAGUUUUACUACAACGAGGUGCAAUCCUUUUUCAAAGUAAACUCAGAUGUUGGAUCUGCAGCGAGAAGUCUUAAGCAGUCGUAUGAAACCAUCCGGUCAAACAUCAGAUGGAUUAAUGAACAUGAAAACGAGGUAGUGGAUUGGUUAAAACGGCAUAAAUCAAGGGUAUUGUAACUUGGACACCCCCCCUGUAAAGGAUUCAUUGGUAAUUCAAAGGAUUAAUUUUAUUGAUAAAUAUUUAAUUUCGUUUGAGGAAAUUCCUAUACGUAGUUUAUAUUUUCGUGAUCAUCACGUGGUAUAAAUCACGUGAUAUGAACGUCAUUUUACCACAGGCAACCCAGGUGUGCUUAUCUUUAUUCAUAAGUUUUCAAGCACUCCUAGACUGUCAAUGGUUUUAGUUUGGUUGAGAUUACGUAAUCUGAAUGUAGUUUAAAUUACGUAAUCUAAAUGUACUUUAAAUUACGUAAUCUAAAUGUACUUUAAAUCACGUAAUCUAAAUGUAGUUUAAAUUACGUAAUCUAAAUGUAAUUUAAACGAAGAAUCGCGAAACUCCAUUGCAUUUCGUGGUUAAUGGUUUUAAAUCAAAACAUUUUUCAAAAUCUAAAUUUCAGUUUCAUUAAAUUUCCCUAACUAUAUAAAGAUUCAUUUUUGAUAUUUAUUAUUGAAUUUUGGUUGGUUGGUUGUAAUUUCCACAUUUGCCAACUAAACAUCAUUCAUUAUAUUGUAAAUUAGUGAUGAAAUUAUAUUUCAUGUAGAUAAUCUAUGAAAAUCGUGCAUUAUUAAAUGUACAUUGGGCAUUAA